Molecule: messenger RNA, 474 nt
Organism: Camelina sativa (false flax)
Lineage: Eukaryota; Viridiplantae; Streptophyta; Magnoliopsida; Brassicales; Brassicaceae
Source: RefSeq, a predicted model, not a curated record
AUGUUCUANGGUGCGUUCUGGCCUGAUGUUCAUAGACGUGUAGUGAUUGCACUGAUCGUAUCUCAGCUUCUUUUGAUGGGAUUGCUUAGCACGAAACGAGCUGCUCGUUCGACUCCGUUGCUUUUCAUACUUCCUGUGUUGACCAUUGGAUUCCACAAGUUCUGCAAAGGACGUUACCAACCUGUCUUUGUCAGAUACCCUUUACAGGAUGCAAUGGUUAAAGAUACGUUGGAACGCACGAGGGAACCGAAUCUAAACUUGAAACCGUUUCUUCAAAACGCUUAUGCACAUCCGGUGUUUAAGGCAGCUGAUAAUCUAGCGAAUGAGAUGGUUGUGGAGGAGCCGGAGCCCAAUAGGACGCCUGAUUUAGUGGCGACUAAACGUGGUUCAAAGAGGCUGUUGUAUAGUGGCUCUGCUGAAACCUUGACUUAGUAAUGAACAGUGUCGAUCAGAUUUUUCAUGAAUGAUAUUUUU